Messenger RNA from Pipistrellus kuhlii (Kuhl's pipistrelle), 6342 nucleotides. RefSeq names its product neuregulin 1 (gene NRG1). Gene Ontology annotation, molecular function: protein tyrosine kinase activator activity; chemorepellent activity. The transcript has 9 exons. Gene Ontology annotation, biological process: nervous system development; activation of transmembrane receptor protein tyrosine kinase activity; intracellular signal transduction. Bases 742 to 2844 code for a protein of 700 amino acids. The record is from RefSeq and is a predicted model, not a curated record. Lineage: Eukaryota; Metazoa; Chordata; Mammalia; Chiroptera; Vespertilionidae.
GAGAGCAGCAGAGGAAGAAAGUGAAUGAGCGCUCCAGAAGCACAAAGAGGAGUGGUUGGGGGGUGAGGGCGGAGGCAGGGCGGGGAGGGGAGUCACCGCCCCUCCUGGCCGCACUCUUCCCUUCGGUCCCCUGCGAGGAUGCUGCUUGCAGUGAUGCUCCGAGGGCAGGCACCUGCUGCUCUAUAAUGAUUCAGCCCCGCUCCGCCGUCGCAUUAACACUACAGGAUGCUGUUGCUACUGUCACUGCUGCCUCUCCUGCCGCCACCGCUGCUGCCGCCGCCGCCGCCAGCGCUGGUCCUGCUUCUGCUCCUACUUCUCCUGCAUGACAGUUGCUUUCUCCAUCCAAGCGGAGACCAGCUUCAGAUGCUCGAGGUGAGGAACAUGCCUUUCAGUCUGGGCUACUGGUUUACUUAAUCCACCCACCGUCAGCUGGGUUUUCUAUUCUGGCCCCUGUCCGCUGGACCAGCCGGGAUGGUUGGGAGAAGCAUUUAAAAAGAACUGCCAAAGUGGCCCCCAACACAGCAGUAAAGAAUUACAUUAUACUUUUAGUUGGUAGUUGCUAGAGGCUUUCCUCUCCCCCCUCCGCCUUCCUGCCUCCUGAACUCCUCUUUGCUUGUGAUAAUGGCCUUGGACUUGGACGACUUAUCGAUUUCCCCCUGUAAGAUGCUGUCUCAUUUGGUUGGGGGGGGCUCUGCAUGGUAAUGGACCGUGAGAGAGGCCAGGCCUUCUGGAGGUGAGCCGAUGGAGAUCUAUUCCCCAGACAUGUCUGAGGGGGCCCCCGAGAGGUCCUCCAGCCCCUCCACUCAGCUGAGUGCAGACCCGUCUCUGGAUGGGCUUCCGGCCGCAGAAGACAUGCCAGAGACCCAGACUGAAGACGGGAGAAGCCCCGGCCUGGUGGGCCUGGCCGUGCCCUGCUGCGUCUGCCUGGAAGCCGAGCGCCUGCGGGGUUGUCUCAACUCGGAAAAGAUCUGCAUUGUCCCCAUUCUGGCCUGUCUGGUCAGCCUCUGCCUCUGCAUCGCCGGCCUCAAGUGGGUCUUUGUGGACAAGAUAUUUGAGUAUGACUCCCCCACCCACCUUGACCCUGGGGGGUUAGGCCAGGACCCUGUUAUCUCCUUGGAUCCAAGUGCUGCCUCAGCGGUGUGGGUAGCAUCUGAGGCAUACACUUCACCUGCCUCCAGAGCUCGGUCUGAAACCGAGGUGCGAGUUACACUGCAAGUGGCCGAUGAUGCUCUGGCGUCCUCUGAAGCGUCCUCGGUGCCCACCCCGAAGAACCAUGUUUUCGCCUUCUCUUUCUUGCCGUCCACUGCACCGUCCUUCCCUCCCCCCACUCGGAACCCUGAGGUGAGAACACCCAAGUCAGCAACUCAGCCACAAACAACAGAAACUAAUCUCCAAACUGCUCCUAAACUUUCUACAUCUACAUCUACCACCGGGACAAGCCAUCUUGUAAAAUGUGCAGAGAAGGAGAAAACUUUCUGUGUGAAUGGAGGCGAGUGCUUCAUGGUGAAAGACCUUUCAAACCCCUCAAGAUACUUGUGCAAGUGCCCAAAUGAGUUUACUGGUGAUCGUUGCCAAAACUACGUAAUGGCCAGCUUCUACAAGCAUCUUGGGAUUGAAUUUAUGGAAGCAGAGGAGCUCUACCAGAAGAGGGUGUUGACCAUCACUGGCAUCUGCAUCGCCCUGCUGGUGGUCGGCAUCAUGUGUGUGGUGGCCUACUGCAAAACCAAGAAACAGCGGAAAAAGCUUCACGACCGGCUUCGGCAGAGUCUUCGGUCUGAGCGAAACAACAUGGUCAACAUCGCCAAUGGGCCUCACCACCCCAACCCACCCUCCGAGAACGUCCAGCUGGUCAAUCAAUACGUAUCUAAAAACGUCAUCUCUAGUGAGCAUAUUGUCGAAAGAGAAGUGGAGACAUCUUUUUCCACCAGUCACUAUACCUCGACAACUCAUCAUUCCACUACUGUCACCCAGACUCCGAGUCACAGCUGGAGCAACGGACACACCGAAAGCAUCAUUUCUGAAAGCCACUCUGUAAUCAUGAUGUCAUCGGUAGAAAACAGUAGGCACAGCAGCCCAACGGGGGGCCCAAGAGGACGUCUUAAUGGCAUGGGAGGCCCUCGUGAAUGUAACAACUUCCUCAGGCAUGCCAGAGAAACCCCUGACUCCUACCGAGACUCUCCUCAUAGUGAAAGGUUUGUGUCAGCAAUGACCACCCCGGCUCGUAUGUCACCUGUAGAUUUCCACACGCCAAGCUCCCCCAAAUCGCCCCCUUCGGAAAUGUCUGCACCUGUGUCCAGCACGACGGUGUCCAUGCCCUCGAUGGCAGUCAGCCCCUCUGUGGAAGAAGAGAGACCUCUGCUUCUGGUGACUCCACCACGGCUGCGGGAGAAGUAUGACCACCACCCUCAGCAAUUCAACUCCUUCCACCACAAUCCCGCGCAUGAGAGCAGCAGCCUGCCCCCUAGCCCCUUGAGGAUAGUGGAGGAUGAGGAGUAUGAGACGACCCAGGAGUACGAGCCAGCUCAAGAGCCUGUUAAGAAACUCACCAAUAGCCGACGGGCCAAAAGAACCAAGCCCAAUGGCCACAUUGCCAACAGGUUGGAAAUGGACAGCAACACAAGCGCUGAGAUCAGUAACUCAGAGAGCGAGACAGAAGAUGAAAGAGUAGGUGAAGCCACCCCUUUCCUGGGCAUACAGAACCCCCUGACAGCCAGUCUUGAGGCAGCACCUGCCUUCCGCCUGGCCGAGAACAGGACUAACCCAGCAGGCCGCUUCUCGACACAGGAGGAUCUGCAGGCCAGGCUGUCUAGUGUAAUUGCUAACCAAGACCCUAUCGCUGUAUAAAACCUAAAUAAACACAUAGAUACACCUGUAAAACUUUAUUUUAUAUAAUAAAGUAUUCCACCUUAAAUUAAACAAUUUAUUUUAUUUUAGCAGUUCUGCAAAUAGAAAACAGGAGAAAAAAAAAUCUUUUAUAAAUUAAAUAUAUGUAUGUAAAAAUGUGUUAUGUGCCAUAUGUAGCAAUUUUUUACAGUAUUUCCAAACAAGAAAGAUAUCAAUGGUGCCUUUAUGUUAUGUUAUGUCGAGAGCAAGUUUUGUACCAUUACCGUGAUUGCUUUUCCACAGUAUUUCAGCAAAACCUCCCAUGUAUUCUGUUUUCGCUGGCUUCUUGUGCAUUGCAUUAUGAUGUUGACUGGAUGUAUGAUUUGCAAGACUUGCAACUGUUCCUCCGUUUGCUUACAGUAGCACCCAAUCAGUACGUCUUGUAAUGGCACAUCCAUCCAAAUACUCUUCUGUACGAAGUUUUCUUUUGUAUUCAGUCUAUGAAAUGAGUCGUGUCUACUCUGCCAGCCAAAGGUUUGCUUCACUGGGCUCUGAGAUAAUAGUAGAUCCAACAGCAUGUUACUAUUAAUUACAGCAGGAAACUGCAUUAAGUAAUGUUAACUAUUAUGAAGAAAGUAAUAUUGUGAUUUAAAAACACACACACACACCUAUAUUAUUCAUCAGAACACAGCUUGCUCUCACUAAGAGGAGCUAUCACUUAUUUUAUUUCAAUUUAUUUUUUCUUGACCAAAAAGCAACAGUUUGAAGGGUAGCAGAGAAGAAUGGGUUCUGGCUUGCUAUCAGGGUAAGACCAACACCUUAUCGGAGGACUCAAUAUCACUUUCUCUCUGGGGGAAUGACACAACAACACAUCUAGUUGAAGAUCAGACCAGGGCUGGACAAGGUGCAAUCAUUCCUGACUUGUCUUUUUCACUGAUUUUGGAGCUAGUGAUUGGUUCUGUCUUCUUGGCUGGAAACAGACAUGCUAUGGCACAAACACCCCAGCUCCAACAGCACACUCAGCACUUGUCUGAAAUGCUUAGAGGGAAACAUGCCUGCUGUGCCUAGUGGUGACUGGUCGUUGUAGGGAAAUAGAGUGUCCAGAAGGAGGGACUGAUAGAAGACACAGGUGAAGGGCAGCUGUGUGGCAUGGGUUGCAAUUUUAAACAGUUUUGUUGACCACUCCUUUCUCUUCAUUAGUUUUCUCUUGCUUUUCAAUGUUGCCUUGAUUAGGUCAUGACUAUGCAUGAACAUUUUUGUCAGGAAUGGCCAACAUGCAUGUGAUUUGUGACUAGUAAGAACCUUCUGAGAGCGAUGCUUCAUCAGGCAAUGCCAAUAGUGUUGGAAAGAUUGCACUUUGCCCUGCAGAAACACGACCCUCUCCUGUGUACUGACCUCUUGCUUCGCAGCCUGCCUCACCCAUUUCCUCUUUUGUUUUUGCUUUACUCUCACAGGACAGAUGGGUCUAAAUGUUGCAUGUUCUCUUAAGAUUGUAAAUCCAAGGAAGGCCUAUAGGUAUUAACAUUCGAAAGAACUGCUAAUUCAGGAAAAUAAUAGCUUUUUGUAAAAAUUGCAGGUCCCCAAUUCAUGACCUGCCUGAUUCCUGCCGAAUCUGGCUGAAGCUUUACUGAGGUUCCAAGUAGACUCCUGGGAGCCAUGUGAUAAAAUGGGAAACAAGUUAGCAAGGGGUUCAAAAUACCAGGCAUGAAGUCAAUGAGAGUAACUGCUUCUUGUGGGCAGGUGAACUGAACAUAUUACUUCACCAAAUUUCUAUGUUAAAGGUAAAGGGGAGAAGAAACAUGCAAGAAGGUCUUAGGAGAAAAAUGCAGGCUGGGCAUGAGUCAUGUCACUGACCUCCUACAUGUUUCCACAGUCCACAGAGAUCCCUGUCUGCAGGUCUUUGAAGUUACUCUGAGUAUUUGAUAUCCCAAGUUGCCCUUCAUUGUUCACAUACCACUUCCUCUGUGCUCAGCAGUGCCCUCAUCAGCUUGUUAAACUACACGGAAAGGCCCCUGUCAGGCUGCAGAAGUUGCACUGAUUUCCCAGAUCUGUAGAAAUGAGUAAACUCGCGGCAGGAGAAAGAAGACAGUCAACCCAAAGAGGUUCUAUAAGUUAUUCUAAUAUUGCCUUUGAGUCAGUCUUAGACUAUUUCAAUAAAAAAAUUCCUAUCAUGAAUUAAAACUACAACUUUUGUUUCAAAUUCUACAGACUUAGGAGUACUCACAUGUCUCAUUCUGAAUAAUUUCAAGAAUAAAUAAAAUCUAUUGAGAGCAAUGAACAACAUGAAAAUUGUUGUAAAUUUUCAGGUUACACAAAUAUAUGAAAACUUAGGCUAAAGGGAAAGUUUCUUUCCAACUUGAUUCUAGUCACUCACAGAGGGAGCAUUAUUCGGGGCAGCAUUACCUGUAAAACAAGAGCUUCCCUUGAUAAGAAAGGCCAGCUGACUCCUCAGGGCUACUUGCUGCGGCCACCAGAUUUGUGUUCACAGGGACAUCUCUAUGAUGUUUAACUGCCACGUGGCUCUCAACCAACCACCCCAUUUAUAAACUCAGGCAGUGCUGUGGCCAUCCAAAGGAGGGUGAACCUAUGUUCCCAGCAGAUGAAAAAGCUUCUGUGGGUUUUUGGGUAAUCGCCCAGAAGUUCCACAGCCUCUCUGCCGCCUAGAAAUCAUAUCCAACUGAGGGGUAUGCAAUGGAACAUAGUAUAUGCAAACUUCUUUUUCUCACUCAAGAUUUCUUUACUAUCCUACUCUCUCUUCUUGCCUGGUAUGACUUUUUUCCAAGAGUACUUGGACAGCCUCAUGCUUUCUACAAACUAACUCUACCAGGGGGUAUGUGAAUGUGUUUCCGACACCAACAUGCUGUAUCUUCCUUGUCUAAGUGUGACUGUCUUGAUACAGGUGGAGUUUAUCCAGGGUAACUUGCUCAGUAGUUAUUCCUUUUUUUUUAUGGCCUGGAGUUAAAAGGGGCACAGCUCACAAUGGUGAAAAUAAGAAAGGCUGGUUUUAUCAUUUAGCCCUGGCUGUGUUCCACCAGCCACAGAGAUUAGAUUUCUAUCUACAAAGGCCCACGAAACACUGCAGACAAAUGCAAACAAAGGGAAAUGGCCACAUAUCACACGUUCUAUUAUAUAUUCUUUUGUAAAUACAUCCUGUACAUUACUUAGAUGUUUUCCUAAAUCAUUUACUGUCUUUAUGAGUUAAUGUCAGAUUUUUACUCUUUCAACUUACUGUAUAACAUUGUAAAUAACAUAAUGUCCUUUAUUAUUUAUAUUUAAGCACCUAACAUAGAGUUGUUUUCAUAUAAGUUUAAGGUAAAUGUCAAAAAAAUAUAUGUUUUUUGUUUUGUUUUUCUUCUCUUUAAAAUUAUGUAUCUUUUUCUUUUUUUAAAAAAAGAAUAUAAUUUAUUGUUCAGGAGAAAGAAUGUAUAUGUAACUGAAACUAUUUGAAGAAUGCACAUUUGAAAGCCGUGGGGGUACUGAUAAACUAAAGAAUUACUUAUCCAAAAUACUAAGCAAUAA